AUGAGUCAGUACGAUCCAGGACAGGACGAGCCAGGACAGUACGAUCCAAGACAGUACGAGCCAGGACAGUACGAUCCAAGACAGUACGAGCCAGGACAGUACGAUCCAAGACAGUACGAGCCAGGACAGUACGAUCCAAGACAGUACGAGCCAGGACAGUACGAUCCAAGACAGUACGAGCCAGGACAGUACGAUCCAAGACAGUACGAGCCAGGACAGUACGAUCCAAGACAGUACGAGCCAGGACAGGACGAUCCAAGACAGUACGAUCCAGGACAGUACGAGCCAGGAGAGUACGAUCCAAGACAGUACGAGCCAGGACAGGACGAUCCAAGACAGUACGAUCCAAGACAGGACGAUCCAAGACAGUACGAUCCAAGACAGUACGAGCCAGGACAGGACGAUCCAAGACAGUACGAUCCAAGACAGUACGAGCCAGGACAGUACGAUCCAAGACAGUACGAGCCAGGACAGUACGAUCCAAGACAGUACGAGUCAGGACAGGACGAUCCAAGACAGUACGAUCCAGGACAGUACGAGCCAGGACAGUACGAUCCAAGACAGUACGAGCCAGGACAGGACGAUCCAAGACAGUACGAUCCAAGACAGGACGAUCCAAGACAGUACGAUCCAAGACAGUACGAGCCAGGACAGGACGAUCCAAGACAGUACGAUCCAAGACAGUACGAGCCAGGACAGUACGAUCCAAGACAGUACGAGCCAGGACAGGACGAUCCAAGACAGUACGAUCCAAGACAGGACGAUCCAAGACAGUACGAUCCAAGACAGUACGAGCCAGGACAGGACGAUCCAAGACAGUACGAUCCAAGACAGUACGAUCCAAGACAGGACGAUCCAAGACAGUACGAUCCAAGACAGUACGAUCCAAGACAGGACGAUCCAAGACAGUACGAUCCAAGACAGGACGAUCCAAGACAGUACGAUCCAAGACAGGACGAUCCAGGACAGUACGAGCCAGGACAGUACGAUCCAAGACAGUACGAUCCAAGACAGGACGAUCCAAGACAGGACGAUCCAAGACAGUACGAUCCAGGACAGUACGAGCCAGGACAGUACGAGUCAAAAUAA
Molecule: messenger RNA, 1089 nt
Organism: Procambarus clarkii (red swamp crayfish)
Lineage: Eukaryota; Metazoa; Arthropoda; Malacostraca; Decapoda; Cambaridae
Source: RefSeq, a predicted model, not a curated record